AUACUAGUCAGAGUUUGGAGUUGCCGGCCGGCAAGUGAAGCUGCUAGACGUAUAAUAAUAUAAUUAUUGAAAAUGUUGAGGAACUUAAGUAAACUAGUUCAAUCGCAAAAGGCCAAAUUGGCGACUGCUGCGCCGGCUCCUCAGUCAAAGCCUGAGAUUCUAUACACAGGACUUUUCAUCAACAAUGAGUGGGUAAAGUCAUUGGAUGGGAAGACAUUCCGAACAGAGAACCCAGCGACUGGCCAAGUGAUUGCAGACGUCCAACAUGCUGGUAAGGCUGACGUGGACCGUGCUGUACAAGCUGCUAAGGAAGCCUUUAAACUUGGCUCACCAUGGCGAACAAUGGAUGCGUCGGAGCGCGGCCGACUGAUCAACAGACUGGCUGAUCUUAUCGAGAGAGACAAAGCUUACUUGGCUAGUUUGGAAACUCUGGACAACGGCAAGCCAUACCUAGCAGCGUAUCAUGGCGAUGUAAAUGGCGUGAUCAAAAAUCUACGUUACUACGCUGGUUGGGCCGACAAAAAUCAUGGGAUGACGCUCCCAACUGAUGGGAAAUACUUCGCUUAUACGAGACAUGAGCCUGUUGGUGUAUGCGGACAAAUUAUCCCUUGGAACUUCCCUCUGCUUAUGGCGUCGUGGAAGUUGGGCCCAGCAUUGGCAGCAGGCAAUACCUUGGUGCUCAAACCUGCUGAACAGACCCCACUGACGGCGCUGUACGUUGCACAGCUCGUCAAGGUAUGACUUUUCAAAUUGUUCCCCCU
Molecule: messenger RNA, 761 nt
Organism: Hyposmocoma kahamanoa
Lineage: Eukaryota; Metazoa; Arthropoda; Insecta; Lepidoptera; Cosmopterigidae
Product: aldehyde dehydrogenase, mitochondrial-like
Exons: 5
Coding region: 73-741 (222 amino acids)
Molecular function (GO): aldehyde dehydrogenase (NAD+) activity
Source: RefSeq, a predicted model, not a curated record